Microplitis demolitor is the source of this 3590-nucleotide messenger RNA. It is a transcript of the gene hay, whose product is annotated as general transcription and DNA repair factor IIH helicase subunit XPB. The transcript has 6 exons. Gene Ontology annotation, molecular function: DNA binding; 3'-5' DNA helicase activity; ATP binding. Bases 164 to 2539 code for a protein of 791 amino acids. Lineage: Eukaryota; Metazoa; Arthropoda; Insecta; Hymenoptera; Braconidae. Gene Ontology annotation, cellular component: nucleotide-excision repair factor 3 complex; transcription preinitiation complex; transcription factor TFIIH holo complex. Gene Ontology annotation, biological process: transcription initiation at RNA polymerase II promoter; nucleotide-excision repair. The record is from RefSeq and is a predicted model, not a curated record.
AAUAAAAAUAAAGGAAACGUCUGUAAACAGUAUAUGAAAGUACAAUUAAAGUAUUUAAUUAUAAAAACAGUUGUUUUAAUUAUUAUUUAGUAUAAUUAUUUUUGUAUGUUAAGUUGAAAGUUAAAUAAUUAUUAGGAUAAUAAGUUUUAUUUAAAAAAUCAAAAUGGGGCCACCGAAACGCGUAAAAAAAGAUGAUCGUACGAAAUCAAAAAAACGCAAAGAAGAAGAUGAUUACAAUGAUGAUGAUUACGGUGAAAAUAUUGACACUGAUGGUAUACCAGACGCUGCUAAAAAUGAUGCUGAAAAAAUGGAUGAAAAUGCUCUGGAGGAUGAAUUCGGUGCGAAAGAUUAUCGUUCACAGAUGAUAUUAAAGCCAGAUAAUGCACUGAGACCUCUAUGGGUUGCGCCAAAUGGUCAUAUUUUUUUGGAAUCAUUUUCACCAGUUUAUCGACACGCUCAUGAUUUUUUAAUUGCUAUCUCAGAACCUGUUUGUCGACCUGAGCAUAUUCAUGAGUACAAAUUAACAGCUUACUCACUCUACGCAGCAGUGAGUGUCGGAUUGCAAACCCAUGAUAUAAUUGAAUAUUUAAAAAGAUUAAGUAAAACGAGUAUUCCCGAUGGUAUAAUUGAAUUUAUACAGUUAUGUACACUAUCAUACGGCAAAGUGAAAUUAGUCUUGAAGCACAACAAAUAUUUCGUCGAGUCACCAUUUCCUGACGUACUUCAAAAAUUACUAAAAGAUCCAGUUAUCCAAGAAUGCCGUCUCCGUAAAAAAGUCGAUGAUCCUGAGAAAGACGGCUUGAUAACGAACAUCCAAACUAAAACAGCUGCCCCGCAAUUCGGUGCUAAACCACUGGCAGUGAACCCAGCAGCAUCCAGCACUGGUGACACUAAAGAUCCAGCUGCUGAAACAGCUCCUGUACCUGAAGACAUUACAAAAUUUUUUGAUAAAAUGGACAAAGAAGAUGAAGACGAAGAGGAAGACCAGCAACUAAAAAUAGUUAGUUUUGAAGUCAAUCAAGAAAAAAUAGAAGUAAUUCAAAAGCGUUGCAUCGAAUUAGAGUACCCACUGCUAGCAGAGUAUGAUUUCCGAAAUGACACAAUCAAUCCAGACAUAAACAUUGACUUGAAACCAUCAGCAGUAUUGCGGCCAUACCAAGAAAAAAGUUUACGCAAAAUGUUCGGUAAUGGACGCGCACGUUCUGGGGUCAUCGUCUUGCCCUGCGGUGCUGGUAAAAGUUUAGUUGGGGUCACAGCAUGUUGUACUGUACGCAAACGUGCUCUCGUACUCUGUAAUUCGGGUGUAUCAGUCGAACAAUGGAAGCAACAGUUUAAAAUGUGGUCGACUGCCGAUGACUCGAUGAUCUGCCGGUUCACCAGCGAAGCCAAAGACAAACCAAUGGGUUGCGGAAUACUUGUGACAACUUAUUCCAUGAUAACUCACACGCAGAAACGUUCAUGGGAAGCUGAGCAAACAAUGAAAUGGUUGCAGGAACAAGAAUGGGGUAUUAUGGUUUUAGAUGAGGUGCAUACGAUACCCGCUAAAAUGUUCCGUCGUGUAUUAACUAUUGUACAGUCGCAUUGUAAAUUAGGUUUGACUGCAACACUAUUGCGAGAAGAUGAUAAAAUAGCAGACUUGAAUUUUUUGAUUGGUCCUAAAUUGUAUGAGGCCAAUUGGUUGGAAUUACAGAAACGUGGUUUUAUUGCGCGGGUACAGUGUGCUGAAGUUUGGUGUCCGAUGACACCUGAAUUCUAUCGGGAAUAUUUGAACUGUAAAAUGAGCAGAAAAUUGUUACUGUACGUUAUGAAUCCAAGUAAAUUUCGUGCUUGUCAAUAUUUGAUACGUUAUCAUGAAAGACGUGGUGACAAGACGAUUGUAUUCUCUGAUAAUGUGUUCGCGUUGAAACAUUACGCGAUUAAAAUGAACAAGCCGUAUAUUUAUGGGCCAACUAGUCAGAAUGAACGAAUUCAAAUUUUACAAAAUUUCAAAUUUAAUACUAAAGUUAACACGAUAUUUGUAAGUAAAGUUGCUGAUACGUCAUUUGAUUUGCCAGAGGCAAAUGUGCUGAUACAAAUUUCAUCGCAUGGUGGAUCAAGAAGACAAGAGGCGCAGCGAUUGGGACGGAUUUUGAGAGCCAAAAAAGGCGCGAUUGCUGAAGAAUAUAAUGCGUUCUUUUAUACAUUAGUAUCACAGGAUACUGUUGAAAUGAAUUAUUCAAGAAAACGUCAGCGGUUUCUUGUCAACCAGGGGUACGCGUAUAAAGUUAUCACUAAAUUGUCAGGAAUGGAUGAAGAGCCAGAUUUGUUUUAUAAAACUAGAGAGGAACAGGGUCAAUUAUUGCAGCAAGUUUUGCUAGCCAGUGAUACGGAUGCUGAUGAGGAAAGAAUUCCGGGUGAUGGUCCUCGUCCUAUUAUGAGAAAAGCUGGAAACUUAGCAUCGAUGUCUGGAGCAGACGAUGCAGUUUAUUACGAGUAUAAAAAAUCAGCGUCUUCAUCGACAGCGAAUAAACAUCCGUUGUUUAAGAAGUUUAGAUCAUAACUUUUUUGUUUAAUAUGGAAGAUAUUGAAAAUGUAUCUAAUUUAUUUAAAUUAUAAUAAAUUUGUUACUGAUAUUAAGCGACGAAAGAAACAUGAAAGAGUUGAUUUCUAAGAUUACUCGAGUAAUUUUGGAUUUUAAUUCUAGUAGAUUAUCGUCGAGUUGAACAAUUUUGAGGAGUUGAGGCUGAGUAAAGAAGUAAAUGAGUAGAGUUAUAACGAUUUUCCUUGAGUAGAGAUGUUGUGAGUAAACAUAUCAAUACAAAUAUAAACUUAUUUUGUUCACAACGGUUUUCAGAUAAUUUUGUCCCAGCUUUUCUCUGAAAUAAAAGCUCUAAACGCAAAAUAAAGACACAGACCCGAUGCUUUACUCUAUGAACUAGUGAAGUGCACUUGAAUUUUUCGAUAAUUUCCAUUUCUUUACGAGAAAAGCUUGGACAAAGUUCCUAUUUAAUGUACAAGUGCAACAGAGAUAGUACCGUUUAUCCAGUUGAGUGCGAAUAGAGAAACAAAUGAAAACGCGUCUUAAAUAAUUUGAUAUGAAAUCAUAUUUUUAAAAAAUUGAUUUCUAUAGUUGGGGCCAUCUGUUUUUUUUUUUUUGCAAUUCUAUGAUUCAUAUCCGACAAACCACUUGCUACAUGUAAUUGCUUCGGUAGCGCAGUAGGCAGCGCGUAAGUCUCAUAAUCUUAAGGUCGUGAGUUCGAUCCUCACCCGGAGCAUUACUUUUGUUUUUAUUUGCAAAAAUCUAAUAUAAUUUUUGGUAAAAUUUUUUUUUUAAUUUAAUUUAAAUUAAUAACGAAGACUUAAAACAUAACACAAAGGAUUUUGUUUAUGCAUUUUAAAUAAUUAGGUAUGUCGUUUACUUUUUAAAAAAUUAAAAUUUGUUAAGCUAAUUUUUUUUUUUUAAUUUAAAUUUUACACAACUUGACACAAAUUUAAUGGAAACAAUUGACAUGAUUUAUUUAAAUAGCAUGAAAACUAAAUUUAUAGAAGAUAAUUUUGUAAAUUUAAAAAAAUGUUACUGAAAAGAUAUUGACUAUAAAAUAUGUACUAGA